AUGAUGGUAGAGUUAAAGGUAAUAAAGUCGUUAAGUGUUACCGCGUCUUCCGAACAUAGCGAACAGAUGGGGCUGUUGGGUUUUAGUCGAUUUUCAUUAUCAAUGAGUAAUAUUUUUAUAUUCAAGCUCUUACCCUGCAUGCCCACUUCACUAAUAAUAAUAACAUAUACUAUAUUGUAUAUCAACCUCGGUAGAACCGGCCAAUCCACUCAGUCACUUCCUCGAUGUCGUAGAGACGACACAUACAAAAUGAAUUUAAUUGUGAUACUGACUUUUUGUUACGCGUUCUCAAACGCCGCUUCAGAAUUCAGUGGGAGAGCCAGGAACUUUAGUUUAGAAUUAUUGCAAUUCACUCAGUUGGAGACAGAUGGACACGUCGUUAUUUCGCCGUUUGGUAUUUGGACUUUAUUAACUGGUAUCGCUUUAGGUGCGAGUGGAAAGAGCAAGACGCAAAUAUCGCACGCUUUAUUUUUGCCGAGAAAUCAAAAAGCAAUAAUAAAUGGUUACGCAAACUUGACCGAGUCGGUGCUGGAUCCUACGUCGACGGAUGUACAGCUCGCAAGCAAGAAUUUCAUGUUUUUGGAUAGGGAUUUUCAUGUUUACCCAGAAUUCCGAAGUGUUAUGACAAAUGACUUCAAUGCUAUGAUAAGCAAUCUCAAUUUCAAGGACCCAACUGCAGCCGCACAGACAGCCAACGCUUUAAUCAACAAUUCCGGUGCAAAAGUAUCCAACGUCCUGACAUCAGAUGACUUCACAAAUUCAAGAUUGAUUUUAACAAACGCCAUAACCUUCAGGGGUCUGUGGCAGUCACCAUUUAAUGAAACGGACACAUCUGAGGAGAAAUUCUACAAUGAAGACAAUAAAGAAGUUGGCCGGGUCAAUAUGAUGUAUCAGCGAGGCCGACUUCCAUACUCAAAUAUAAGAGAGUUGAAAUCACUCGUUAUGGAACUGCCGUAUGGGAAAGAGGGGAAAUAUGUUAUGUUAGUUGUCCUGCCGCACCCGAAAGUUAAAGUGUAUGAUGUGUACCAACAGUUCCAAACUGUAACAUUUUCGGAAAUCUUUACCAGACUGCAAGAUGACGUAGACAACUUUGGUUUAGAAGACAUUGAUAUAAAGUUGCCUAGGUUCAAAAUAAGUACAAAUGUUGUUAUGAACGGGCCUCUGAUUAAGAUGGGUGUUGUGGAUAUAUUUGACCAGAACAAGGCUAGUUUUGAUCGCAUUUCGCCAGAAAGUAUAUAUGUAUCUGCCAUUGUUCAUAAAGCUGAUAUAGAGGUCACAGAAUCAGGUACCGUUGCCUCUGCUGAGUCUACCGCAUAUUUUGCCGAUAGGAUAUCAACCCCACGUUUUAAUGCAAACAGGCCUUUCCUAUACUUUAUUAUGGAGAAAGCAACAGAAACUGUGAUAUUUAGCGGCAUUUACUCUAAGCCGUCUGUGUUUUAAUGUUUUGAUAAAGACUGUUUUGUAUAAGUGUGUUUUUUUUAUAAAACAAGUUUUUUGUAAAUACGUACUGGUAACCGUAAACCGUAUUUGUUUUCCUGUUUCGGAUGUUAUAGUCAGUGUUGAAUUAGUAAUUGUCUGCCAACCUUAAGCAGCGAUGAACUGUCAAGGUCGUAUUGAUUCCUACACAAAUUAUCACAUAAUAAAGAAUACGACCACA
Molecule: messenger RNA, 1657 nt
Organism: Pieris rapae (cabbage white)
Lineage: Eukaryota; Metazoa; Arthropoda; Insecta; Lepidoptera; Pieridae
Gene: serpin-5
Product: serine protease inhibitor 77Ba-like
Exons: 4
Coding region: 1-1440 (479 amino acids)
Molecular function (GO): serine-type endopeptidase inhibitor activity
Source: RefSeq, a predicted model, not a curated record